AUGGAUCAACUAGAGCAAAACCAAGAUGCCCUACGUGAAGAGGUGUCCCAAGUGCGUGUGCAAAUGGGGCAAUUGAUGGAUAUUAUUCAAGCAGUCGCCCGAGGGAAAGAAAUCAUGGCCAAGAUCCAAAAAGAGAUGAACCAAAGAGCCCAUGCUAUUGCUGCCACUCCUGCUACCAUUCCUGUCACUAUAGAGAAUCUUGUGCCUCCAAAAGGCAACACUCCAGUCCAAAUCCUUAUAGGGGCACCCGACAGUGUUCCUCCACCAUUUAUUAACCCUCUAAUAAUUGAGAUCGAUGAUCAACAAGAUGCCUUCUUCAGCCCAAGGGUCGCUUCCGUAUACGACACUUUUGGACCAUCUGCUAACAAAGUAGAGAAGAAAGUCCGAGCUAUUGAGGAGAAGUUGAAAGCCAUGGAGGGCUCCAGUGCUAUAGGUUUUGAUGCUGCUGAAAUGUGUUUAGUCCCUAGCGUAGUUAUACCAUCCAAAUUCAAAGCCCCCGACUUUGAAAAAUACAAGGGAGCCAGUGAUCCAAGGACACGCGUUAAAGCUUACUUCCAAAAUAUGACCACUUACUCCGAUGACGAUAGAUUUCUUAUGCACUUCUUCCAAGACAAUUUAAGUGGAGCAUCGCUAGAUUGGUAUAUGCAAUUGGAAUGA
Lathyrus oleraceus (garden pea) is the source of this 657-nucleotide messenger RNA. RefSeq lists its product as uncharacterized. The transcript has a single exon. Bases 1 to 657 code for a protein of 218 amino acids. The record is from RefSeq and is a predicted model, not a curated record. Lineage: Eukaryota; Viridiplantae; Streptophyta; Magnoliopsida; Fabales; Fabaceae.